CGCUGCGCACAGUCUCAUUGCUUAUUCCCCCGCCACCCCCGCCCAAAAAAGAAAAAGAAAAAAAACACCCUCCCUUCUCCUUGCUUGUCAGCUCGCACCCAUGGAACCCUCGUCGCCGGCCACCACGGCCACCUUCCCUGCUGCCGUAGAAGAACAUGAGACGUACCCUCCCAUGGUGUCAUCCUCUCUAUUCCCACUUUUCCCCUUCGCCGCCUCCACCUCCUCUGCUCCCCCCGCCGAAUCCCAAUGGCUUUCAAACCCUAGCUUCUCCUUCGAUGCCUCCUCCCUGAACAUCCCGGCUACCACCUCAUCGUCGCUCCCGUCGCCGCAGAGCCACUCGUCCGAUGAGGACACGCCGCUGCAGGCCGCUCCUGCGAAAUACGAGCUGGUGCCUUCUUCGCCGUCCUCCGACGAGGAGAGGGGGUCGCGGAGGAAGAGAAGUGGGAGGAGGAAACGGAAGCGCGAGAAGGAGCGCUAUGAUGGGGCAGCGACAUCGCGGAAGGCUGGGAUUCGUGCCUGGGCUGGAUUGGAGACGAAGCCAGCCAAGGAUUACUAUGUCGACGCGAAGGGCGACCAUGAUAACCUGGCUUUUGGAUCCCUCUACAGAAUGGAUGUUGCACGCUACAGAUCCCAGAAUAUGAUGGAGGCAUUUGGUUUAAAUCAUCUGAGGUUUGGUUCAUCACAUAUUGAUUUGGAUUCAGACUUGGAUGGAAUGGAUAACAAAGUAAGAGCUGGAGGCCGUUACUAUUCUGCAAAAAAUGCAGUUUCUGAAAGAAAUAAAGGUUUCAAACAUCUGAAAAUAUUUAAGGGAAACACCUCUGUAAUGCUCGCUGAAGAUUUUGUCCCAUUUGGUACACAAUCACUUCCUUUGAAAAGCACAACUGUGGAACAAGAGCUAGAGGAGUCUUGGGAAGAUGAAAUACUUCGCCGGACUAGGGAAUUCAAUAAGAUGUCUCGUGAACGCCCUCACGAUGAAAAAGUUUGGCUGGCUUUCGCUCAAUUUCAGGACAAAGUUGCUAGCACUCAGCCACAAAAGGCUGCUCGUUUACAAACUACCGAAAGGAAAAUUAGCAUAUUGGAGAAAGCUGUGGAGCUCAAUCCAGAUAGUGAGGAAUUAUUGCUUUGCCUUCUGAAGUCAUAUGGCAAGAGGGACAACACUGAGACUCUAUUGACUAAAUGGGAGCAAAUACUUACGAAGCACCCAGAUAGCUCUACGUUGUGGAAACAGUAUCUGCUUCUGUGCCAAGGGGAAUUCUCCAGAUUCAAAGUUUCUGAAAUUCGGAAGUCCUACGUGUAUGCUGUACAGGCUCUAUCUGCAGCUUGCACCAAGUUAUGUAGGCAGGAUAAUAAAAGCAUGGAUUCCAAAUCUUCAUCCUUAGUUCAACUAGAAGUGGGGUUGGUGGAUAUAUUUGUUAAUCUGUGCCGAUUUGAGUGGCAGACAGGACAUCGGGAACUAGCAACUGGGCUAUUUCAGGCGCAGAUGGAGUUUAGCUUAUUUGCCCCUCCUUUGUAUCUGACAACAAGCAGUAAGCAAAGGCUCUUUGAACACUUCUGGAACAGUGGUGGUGCCAGAAUUGGGGAAGAUGGAGCUCUUGGAUGGUCUGAAUGGUUAGCAAAAGACGAGGAGAGUAGACAAAAGUUGUCUAUGCAAGAAAAUUCACAAGAGACUGAAACAGGAGGCUGGAGUGGUUGGUUUGAUCCUUCUCUGGGUAAUACUGAGACAAAUGAUUUAUCAAACAAAUCACUGGAACCAUCAUUGACCGAUGGAAAUGAUGCUGAAGACCUUGAUGCUGAGGACUCACCAGCACAAGAUGAUGUUGAAUCCUUGCUGAAAAAGCUUGGUAUCGAUGUAGAUGCAGAGUCCAAUAGUGAAGUUAAAGACGCAGAAACCUGGAAUAGAUGGGCCUCAAUGGAGCUGUCACGGGACAAUCAGCAAUGGAUGCCUCUUCAUGAAAAUUAUGUAGGAUCAAUUCAUUGUGGUGAUGCUCCAUCUGGGGAAGACAAUGACCAGCUUUCCAGAGUAAUUUUGUUUGAGGAUGUAACUGAGUUCUUGUUUUCUCUAUCUUCAGAGGAGGCCCGCUUUUCUCUGAUGUGCCAAUUUAUUGAUUUUUAUGGUGGCAAAAUCUCAAGAUGGACAUCAACAAACAGUCCAAGUUGGCUCGAUCGAAUAUUGAGCUUAGAGAAUAUUACAGAUGACAUCCUGGAAGAUCUAGGUGCUGUAUCUGACGUUGUAAACAAGAACCAAAGUUCAUAUAGUUGUAAAUAUAAAUUGGAAUCAUUACUGGGAAGCAUGUGUGACCUUUCACAAAGGCCGGGCCUGAUGAAAUUUCUCAAAAAUGCGAUACUGCUUCUGCUUGGUGUUUUCCCUCGUAAUCAUAUCCUGGAGGAAGCUGUUCUUGUUACUACCCAAAUGUUUACUCCUCAAGAGAACUCUUCCUCCAUUCAAACUAAUGCAUCACGGGCUUUGGCCAAAAGUAUGUUGAAGAAAGACCGACAGGAUUUUUUGCUUUGUGGGAUAUAUGGACGAACUGAGGCAAUGAAUGGGAACAUUGAACAAGCAAGGAAGAUAUUUGACAUGGCACUGUUAUCAACUGAAGCAACUUCUGAGGAUCUUAGGAAGAAGGUUCCCAUCCUUUAUCUUUGGUACGCCGAGAUGGAGAUUACAGUGUCCGCUUCAAGAAACAACUCUGACUCAAUGCAUCGUGCAGUUUACAUCCUAUCCUGCUUAGGGAGCAAUCUAAAAUAUUCUCCUUUUGUUGGCCCUAUUUCAAGGCUUCAGGUCUUGAGGGCUCGCCAAGGGUUUAAAGAGCAGAUUAGAAGCUCACGAUCUGCAUUUUCCUGUGGUGCUAUAAACAAAGAAUCAGUUGCUCUGAUCUGCUCAGCUUCUUUGUUCGAAAGCAUGACAACAGGCUGUUACUCGGGUCUUGAAGUGAUAGAGGAGACUUUUCCAAUGACAUUUUCAGAGAGCAAUAAUUUGGAGUGUGAGGAUUUGUGGGUGUACUACAUCAAAAUGCUUCAAAAAAAUCUUAACCAAUUGAAUCUAUCAAGGGUCUGGCCAAGCAUAUCACGCGGAGUGCACAAAUAUCCCUACAAUCCAAAAUCAUAUUCAGCGACGUUAACCCUGAGUUAUCUUUACAGUGUAUCCAACAAUCUCCGUCUCACACUCGACAAAUGUAGUCAAAGGGACCCUUCUGUAAUCACCUUGCUCUUUGCUUUGUCCUUUGAAUGGGGUAAAGCUGGAUCUGACAAUAGAAUACACAGCCUGUUUGAGAGAGCUCUAGCUGAUGAUAAGUUGCAGAAGUCUGUCCUAUUGUGGCGCUGUUAUCUAGCCUAUGAGGCAGAAAUAGUCUGCAACUCUUCUGCAGCACGGCGUGUGUUCUUCAGAGCUAUACAUGCCUGUCCAUGGUCUAAAAGAUUAUGGCUUGAUGGUUUCCAAAAGUUGGGCUCUGUUCUGACAUUGAAGGAGUUGUCAGAUCUCCAGGAAGUGAUGCGUGACAAGGAAUUAAACAUCCGCACUGACAUCUAUGAGAUACUCCUAGAAGAAGAAACAAAUACAUGAUUCUGGUUUGUGUGAAGAUCCCGAAACUGCCCCGCAUGACAUGCUCUGCAGUUAUAAGUUUCCAAAGGUUCAUGAAAUAUUGGUUCUGCAUUGCUGUUUUGUGGCCUAUAAGCAUCGAACUCUGAAGUCUCAAUCAAGAACCUGCUAUCUAUCAUCAAAUAAGAUGGAUGGGAAGUACAAUGGGCAUGCCUUGGAUUGACAAUCUUGCCAAAUAUGACCAUGUUUUACUAUUUUUGUUCUUUCAAGAUGGACCUUGUUGGCUGCCGUUCUGAAUAUCUCACAUGAUUCAUUAUCGGUAUAUAGAUAGAAGUGGCUUCAGUGGGCCCUUCAACUGCACGAUAAGAUCAAUGUUAGGAAGGCCUAUUACAAAUUCCUGUACGGAAAUCAUGCCACGAACAAAACCGAAACAUCAAAAGCAGCAUAUAUUUUUGUUUGACUAUCAGUAAAGCAACUGCAGCCAGGUUAGGGGAUCCUGCAGUGUGCUUGAGUGUCCAAACAAAAAGGCUUCGAAUGUAUAGCUUCACCUGGCGUUUUGUUGAAGGUAGAAGGGGACACGUUCCUGCACCCUACACUAGCUUGCUGUACUAAACAUUUACUGUGGUUUGUUUUUUAAAGGUCCCCAAAGUUAUGGACUUUAAGAUGCUGGUAUAUACUGGCUGGGAGCACAGAUAAGAGAAGUAGCAGCACUGACAUGACGGCCUCAGUAAGUAAUAAUGUUAGUUUUCAUUCGCUGAGGAUGGGUAUUAUUGCUAGCUGUGUUUUGUUUGUGCAUACUGUAUUGACUGUUCAUUUCUCGAGGAUUCGAGCCAUCUGUUGUUCAUGUGUGCAGUGUGCUUGUGCAUACUGUAUUGAGUGUUCAUUUCUGGAGGAAUCAAGCCAUCUGUUUAUGUGUGCUAGCUGGAUAAAGCGCUGCUUGAUGUACCUACAGGGAUAUGGCCACAUGGCUAUGUACGCCAUAGGUCAACCUGCAUUACAGGGUUGUUAAUGUAUCUCAUCCUGGGUUGCGCCUUGAUAAUGUGACAGGCACGAAAUGGUAGUGUAAUUUGAUUUAAGUAGUUGAGUUUUGUAGAAACACAGUUCCUGGCACGAUGGUUUGUUGAGUGCAUGACAGCAUGAGACACCAAGCUCAGGGAUGCAGGCAUCCUCAUGAAAUUAUGAAACCACGCUGCUGUGGUAGCUGGUAUGUUGGACAAA
This is a messenger RNA of Zea mays, 4753 nucleotides long. RefSeq lists its product as uncharacterized. Bases 101 to 3559 code for a protein of 1152 amino acids. Gene Ontology annotation, molecular function: protein binding. Gene Ontology annotation, cellular component: catalytic step 2 spliceosome. Gene Ontology annotation, biological process: RNA processing; regulatory ncRNA-mediated heterochromatin formation; negative regulation of RNA catabolic process. NCBI's taxonomy places the organism in Eukaryota, Viridiplantae, Streptophyta, Magnoliopsida, Poales, Poaceae. The transcript has 12 exons. The record is from RefSeq and is a predicted model, not a curated record.